AUGGCAGACUACCCUGAACCCUUCGUAGUCCAACCUCGGGCCUUGCCACACAAGCAGACCUUCAUCCUCCUCCACGGACGAGGCUCCUCGGGCGAGAAGUUCGGCUCUGUCCUUCUCGAUACUCCUAUAUCUUGUCCACGCGGAUCCUCGGUGCUUGAUAAUAGCCAAAAGUCCACCCUCACUUCGAUAUUUCCACACGCACGAUUUAUUUUCCCUUCAGCAGCACGAAGGCGCGCCACGGUGUACAAGCGCGCACUUACCCACCAGUGGUUCGACAACUGGAAGCUGGAUCCCCCAGCAACCGAUAGAGAGGAUCUUCAGGUAUCGGGCUUGCAAGAAACUACUUCCUACCUUCAUCGGAUACUGGAGCGAGAGAUUGCCUUGGUUCCUGGCGGUGCUAAGAGUGUUGUGUUCGGUGGCCUCAGCCAGGGCUGCGCAGCCUCACUGACAGCGUUGUUGCUCUGGGAGGGCGACGCUUUUUGCGCUGCCGUUGGUAUGUGUGGGUGGCUCCCCUUUGCAGCACGGAUGGGCGAACAAAUUGGGGAGAUGUCUUGUCAGCUGCAGGGAGAAGAUGGUGGCGAAGAUGUCUUUGAUCCGUUCGCGAGAGACCACCUUGACGAUGAUGCAACUACCCAAACGGAUCCAGCAUCCAGAGCUUUAUCUUGGCUGCGAGAUGAGAUCCAGGUACCACCAACUCAGAAUGGAAAUGAGCUGAAGUUCCGAGAUGUGCCAUUGUUCCUGGGCCACGGGGUACAGGAUGAUAGGGUCGAUGUUGUUUUAGGACAAGAAGCGUCACGGUGUUUGACUACCCUUGGAAUGAGUGUCUCGUGGAAUGAGUACGGGGACUUGGGACACUGGUACUCAGAGACUCUUUUGCAAGACAUGGUAGACUUCCUAAGAAGCCACUUACCGGUAGAUUUCAAUAGCUAG
Molecule: messenger RNA, 930 nt
Organism: Neoarthrinium moseri
Lineage: Eukaryota; Fungi; Ascomycota; Sordariomycetes; Amphisphaeriales; Apiosporaceae
Exons: 1
Coding region: 1-930 (309 amino acids)
Biological process (GO): protein depalmitoylation
Cellular component (GO): cytoplasm
Molecular function (GO): carboxylic ester hydrolase activity; palmitoyl-(protein) hydrolase activity
Source: RefSeq, a predicted model, not a curated record